UAGGGCUCAGCAGGGAAAACCAGCUGGGCAGCAAAUCAAAGCGGGAGGAGCUGUCCUAGGUGCCUGGUCUCAGCUCCACACUCUGGCAAUGAGGGUCACCAGAGCCAUUUUGCUGUGCUUCUUUGGGGCUGUGCUCUGCCUAACAGGGUCCCAAGCGCUGCAGUGCUACAGCUUUGAGCACAUCUACUUUGGCCCCUUUGACCUCAGUGCUAUGAAGUUCCCCAACAUCUCCUGUCCUCAAGCAUGCUUUGAGGCUGUCCUGUCCCUGGACACUGGGUACCGCGCGCCGGUGACCGUGGUACAGAAGGGCUGCUGGACAGGCCCGCCUACGGGCCAGAUGCAGGCCAACCAGGACGCGCUGCCGCCCGACUACUCGGUGGUGCGCGGCUGCGCCACUGACUUGUGCAACGCCGACCUCAUGACCCACGACAGCAUCCCCAACCUGCGCCCAGCGCCCGACCCGCCGACACUCAGCGGCACCGAGUGCUACGCCUGCGCGGGGGUCCACCCGGAGGACUGCGCCCCCAAUAAGUCCCGACGGGUCCAGUGUCACCAGGACCAGAGCGUCUGCUUCCAGGGCAAUGGCCGAAUGACAGUUGGGAAUUUCUCAGUCCCUGUGUACAUCAGAACCUGCCACCGGCCCUCCUGCACCACCAUGGGCACCACCAGUCCCUGGACAGCCAUCGACCUCCAGGGCUCCUGCUGUGAAGGCCACCUCUGCAACAAGGACACAGUGACCCAGACCUUCACCACUGCUGCGGCCACCGUCCCUCCGCAGGCGCCCCACAUCAUGGCCCUGCUCCUCACCGUUCUCCUGCCGGUCGGUGCUCUGGGAGGACACAUCAACCUCUCCACAUAGACAGCCCCUCCAGGAUGCCGGGAGCAGGGUCCACGUGCUUCUUCCUCCCUGCUUCAACCUCUGACAUGUGGCUCACUGAAAAAUGAUAUCAAAAUAACAGUGGCCCUCCUGUUCCUCUGACCAUUACCCUCCAUCUCUCACCAUUCUGCUUCCCUACUGUCACACUGCCCCUAGCUGGUCAGCAAGCCUGGGGGAAACUCGACAUGGUCACCAGCAUUCUGGGGUAAGGAGAAACAGCCUCAUCCUGCCGCACAUGAAGAGCAAUUCUGAUCACAGCUGCAACUUACUGAGCAGCAACCAGGCACCAGGCACCCCAUGACAUGGCUUUCUGUGCUGUCGCUCCAGAGCCUAGCCACAGCUCUAGAAAGGAGCUACGGUGGUGUAUGUAUUAGUCUCAUCAUGAGAGGCCGAGAAGCAGUAAAUCCUAACAGAUAGAAGCCCAGACUCUGGAGCUAGACUGCACACCCCAAAUCCCAGCUCUACCAUUUAACCUGUGGCUGACUGUGGGCAAGGUUUUUAAGCUUUCUGUGCCUAUGUUUCUCCACCUGAAAGGUGGAAGUGAAAAUAAAGCCUGUAAUAAUGCCAA
Galeopterus variegatus (Sunda flying lemur) is the source of this 1445-nucleotide messenger RNA. It is a transcript of the gene LYPD5, whose product is annotated as LY6/PLAUR domain containing 5. The transcript is spliced from 5 exons. NCBI's taxonomy places the organism in Eukaryota, Metazoa, Chordata, Mammalia, Dermoptera, Cynocephalidae. Gene Ontology annotation, cellular component: plasma membrane. The record is from RefSeq and is a predicted model, not a curated record. Gene Ontology annotation, molecular function: transmembrane receptor protein serine/threonine kinase activity. Bases 89 to 859 code for a protein of 256 amino acids.